CCAAGGUAAAAUAUUAUUUUUUCCUUUUUUGUUUCUACAUUUGAACGAUUUUUUACGUUUAAAGUAGUAGUAUUUACGUAGUACUGUGACAUUUCUUUGAAAUAGACUAGCGCAGUUUGAGGAUAAAGUUCUUAAUAUAAGAGCUCAAACGCAAAAAAUUCGCAAAUAUCUUUGGAACGGCCCUCCGCAAACUUAUUGUGCAAAGGAGUGAAAGAAUUAUUGAAGGAUAAAAUUUUGUGGUAAAAUGAUGAAAAUUUCAAAAUCAUUAUUAUUUUGCUUGGUUGUCUGCUGCGGACUCUAUGGUUUAUCCGAUGGAGCUACACUCCCAUCGGUAUUUAACGAUACUGUUACAGAAGUAGGAUCUACUACCUGGACUUUAUUAUCGAAGGUCGAUGACAUUCUCAAUUGUAACUCAUCGGAUUCAAAUUAUCUACCAUCUCCUUCAGAAAUUGCAGCUCAUCCUAUAAAAUCUUUAUCAAAUUGUAUUUGUUAUACUCUCAAAACGAUCCGUAAUGGAGGCAAGGCUGCAACUGAUGUAUUUAAUCAUCCCCUUGAAACUGUUUUACCACCGAUAAUGGCGGUAUUGAAAAAUUUUUCUGACAGUAAUAUCGUUCCAGACCCAUUGAAUUCUUUGCUUCAUACUAUUAUAAGUCUAUACGAUAUCAAUCGUUUACUUAUGAGCGCUCUAUAAAAUCUUAUUGUUAAU
This is a messenger RNA of Polistes canadensis, 706 nucleotides long. RefSeq lists its product as uncharacterized. Bases 245 to 691 code for a protein of 148 amino acids. The record is from RefSeq and is a predicted model, not a curated record. NCBI's taxonomy places the organism in Eukaryota, Metazoa, Arthropoda, Insecta, Hymenoptera, Vespidae. The transcript has 3 exons.